UACACUAGCUUAUAAACAAUUACAAUGGCGAAAGUCACAACAAUCACAAGAAUGGAUUCAGAUCAAAGUCUACGUUGAGACCGAAAGGAGCAAGGGUCUUUAAAUGAAAGAUCCAGGCGGCCGCUCGUCAUAAACCCAUACAAGAUUACUUUGAAUAUAGCCAAAGGGAGUGUGAUAAGAUGAUUGUUUCUGAGUCCCUUUUUGACAUGCCGGGAGGUAAUUCUGACCUCUCGAAAGAACUGUUACAUUUAUCUAAGCGCCAGAUGAGAACGAAUCUACAUAUUGUCACUCUUAGUGAUUAUGUGCGUCAAGGCACUAUUCCACGGGGACUCAGGUGGCAAAAAGAACGAUAAUUGGGACAGCCCGCAGAUGAUUUCUGUGAGCGCUGGUGUGCCAUCCUUAACAAAUGCUCUAUUGAUUUAAUGACAUUAAUUGUUGACCAGUUGGGAAAUUAUUUUAUUGAAAUGGUUAACACGAUUAAAGAAACGCACAGCUCUACAAAUAGCUGUUAAUGAUGAUGGCAUAUUCAAUUAACUGAUAAACUAACCAAGCACUCCAAGACAAGUGGUCUACAGAAAUAAAGGAACAUAAAAUCAACUCAACCAAGACAAAAAAGACAAGGCCGAGGAUAAAGUCUACUUCUGGAGAAACCCUGACAAAGGAGGUUCCUCCUCUCCAUGGCAGACGCAGGAGGGAUGCCGCUUACUUCGAUACACCCCCGUUUGACCAACACUCUACAACCAGCGCCUCAUCGGCUUCCAGUGGCAGUUUUUUAUUCAACGAGAAACCGGGCCGACCGAAGGGCGGAGGUGGCCGCAGGCACGCUCAUCGACGAGAUGCCGCACCCGACGGGGUGAACCCAGAUAGGAGCAGCAUCUGACUCGACUGAAGCUUGAACUUAUAAACCCACUGCAGUCAUGCUACUCCCCAUCCUUGUCCGUGAGUCCCUAUGCUGCUCAAAGAACUCUGUCUUACUGACAUCCUCAAACAUACAGGCCUGUAUCAGGGGUCUUCAGGGCAAGGGAGCCAGGGGCCUCCACAGCUACGCCCAGUGGUUCCUCUGUAGGAGGCUUCCCUCACGCCUCAACACCCAAAUACGGGGGGCCAAGAGUUGGAAGAGCCAGACCAAGCAGCAGGAGGAUGAGUGGAGGAAGAGGAACAAGACGGUGCUGACGUAUAUCGCUGCUGCGGGGGUGGGGAUGAUCGGCAUGUCCUACGCUGCUGUACCCCUCUACAGACUCUACUGCCAGGCGUCCGGUCUGGGUGGGACGGCGGUGGCAGGUCACGAUGCAGAGCAGGUGGAGACGAUGACGCCGGUGAUGGACCGCAUCAUUAAGAUCACCUUCAACGCUGACACACACGCCAGCAUGCAGUGGAACUUCCGCCCGCAGCAGUCUGAGAUAUACGUGGUUCCAGGAGAGACUGCCCUGGCCUUCUACAGAGCCAAGAACCCUACAGACAAACCUGUUAUUGGGAUCUCCACCUACAACGUUGUGCCCUUUGAGGCUGGACAGUACUUCAACAAGAUACAGUGUUUCUGUUUUGAGGAGCAGAGGUUGAACCCUAAAGAGGAAGUGGACAUGCCCGUGUUCUUUUACAUCGACCCUGAGUUUGACGAGGACCCACGUAUGGCCCGUGUCGACACCAUCACACUCUCAUACACCUUCUUCGAGGCCAAGGAGGGACAGAAACUACCCCUCCCCGGAUAUAGUCCGAUUUCCCUACACAGCUAAAGAUUGGCCUCAUACUAUUUAUUGUUCUCCUCAGAGAUGCUGAGUUAAGUCCAAUAUAUACAGGCAUUCAAUCCAUUUUGUCACUACAGAAUGUUACACAAAAUGUUAAGGUGUGUGUAUUAGACACAUGAUUGCUGUAAUAUCAGUCAUUCAUCCCUGAAUCAGAUAAUGCGAAGAUAAUAUACGAAAAUUAUAAUGUACAGAGAAGGGGUUAUGUAAAAAUGUUGUCCAUGUGAUGAAUAGUUAACUUAACAAGUGUCUUUAAGACUGUACAGUGUUCCUCAAUCAAAUAAAUUAUGAUUUUAGCUUUGAGGACUAAUCAGACUGUUCUACCCCCCUUUAAGGGUCAAUUUAUCCCUCUGAACUUUGCAAAUGCCUUUUGUGUUUGUAUUGCUGCAAUUUCACCACUAGAGGUCAGCUGCCGAAUGAUACAUCAAUGUCAUGUUUGCCAUUUAUUUUCCCAUUUACCUGCUCAUAAUCGGUGACAAUUCAAAAACAGUGUUGUUCUCUGAGAACUUUCAUCUGAGAAUUUCGCCACAAUCUUUUAAAGUUUUCCUUUUCAAUUGCUA
This is a messenger RNA of Oncorhynchus keta (chum salmon), 2302 nucleotides long. RefSeq names its product cytochrome c oxidase assembly protein COX11, mitochondrial (gene cox11). Bases 918 to 1733 code for a protein of 271 amino acids. The record is from RefSeq and is a predicted model, not a curated record. Lineage: Eukaryota; Metazoa; Chordata; Actinopteri; Salmoniformes; Salmonidae. Gene Ontology annotation, molecular function: copper ion binding. The transcript has 5 exons. Gene Ontology annotation, cellular component: mitochondrial inner membrane.